Salarias fasciatus (jewelled blenny) is the source of this 4090-nucleotide messenger RNA. RefSeq names its product probable assembly chaperone of rpl4. The record is from RefSeq and is a predicted model, not a curated record. Bases 104 to 1354 code for a protein of 416 amino acids. The transcript has 11 exons. Gene Ontology annotation, biological process: determination of ventral identity. Gene Ontology annotation, cellular component: membrane. Gene Ontology annotation, molecular function: protein binding; phosphatidylinositol binding. Lineage: Eukaryota; Metazoa; Chordata; Actinopteri; Blenniiformes; Blenniidae.
GUUUCACUACACGCGUGUUUUCCAUCCACGCUUCGACUUAUUCCUCCAAUAUAAUAAGACAGACUGUGAGAUUAUUAUUGCCAAAUUAUAGGACUCUUUCAGUAUGGGGGGUCAGGGAAAGAGUAAAAAGAAAAACAAGCCGAAAAGGACCGACAACCGUUCAAACAGAGAUGGAGGGUUUGUUUGUCUGUCACCCCAAGAAAGGAUGAAAGUAAGGAUGCACGAAAAAGCCAAGAAGAAGUCAGCUGAGAAAUACUCUGUGCUGCAACUCCUGGAGAAGACAGAAGAAUACAUGGACAGCUUUGACUUUGAGAUGGCUGCCCUUUUCUGUCAACGUGCUCUGGAUGUGGAGUCUACCAACCUGCAAGCUCUGGACAUGCUUGGACACAUUCACUCUGAAUUGGGAGACACACAGAAAGCUAAAGAAGCUUUUCUGCGUGCAGUGGAGCUGAGCCCAGAUGUUGGCCACAGUAAGUAUAUGUGCCUGGGACAAAUCCACACUGGCCAAGAAGCUGUUGACUACUACACUAGAGGAAUACAAGUUCUUCUGUCCACAUUAGAGGAACAAAAAGCAACAACUGCUGCUGGAGCUGCUGCCCAGCCAGAGGAGGACCAUCAGGUCCCCACGGAGAAGGAUGUUAGUGUAGCCUACUGCUCCAUCGCUGAGAUUUACUUAACAGACCUCUGUAUGGAGGAGGGAGCUGCAGACAAGUGUCGAGAGUUCAUUGAGAGAGCAUUACAGUAUCACCAUGACAACCCUGAGGCUCUCCAGCUUAUGGCCAGUUACCUUUUCAGUACGGAGAGAAACCAGGAAGGCAAAGAAUACCUGUUGAAGAGUGUGAGAAAGUGGUUAUCUGCACAGAAAGAAAUGGCGGCUGCUUCUACCUCAGAUGAAGCCGUGCAGAAUGAGAUCCCCCCGUACGAGUCUCGCAUCACCACGGCCAAACUGCUCAUCGAGUCCGAGGAAUACGAGCUGGCAGUCGAUGUGUUGGAGGGUCUGUUGGAGGAGGAUGAUGAAGUUGUCCAGGUCUGGUAUCUCUCUGGUUGGGUGUGUUACCUCCAGUGGGAAAAAGCAAAGGAGGUGCAAGAAAGAGAAGGACGGGAAGUGACUGAAGAGGAAAAGGAGGAGUGGAAGGCUUUGACAGAGGCUGCCAGAUCCUACCUAACCAGGGCCGUGAAGCUGUACGCUAAGCUGCGAUGUGACGACCAGCCGAUGCUGGAGCACGUGAAGCAGCUGCUCGGCGAGCUGGGAGGAGAAAUGGAGGGAGAGGAAGAGGAGCCGGCUCUGGAUGAAGACUAUGAGCCCUGUAGUGAUGAGGAAGACGACGACACAGAGGCACCGAUGGAACACUGAGCACACCACCUGUCUUCCACUCCCGGCGUUUUCCCUCACCGCACCUCCCCGCAGUUCGCGUUUUUGCUCUCUAAAGUGCCUUUUUAAUGGUUUUCCUUUCACAAAUGCUUAUCAGAAAUUAAAAUUGAAAUCCGGCGAUAUGCACAAACAGAGUGGCAUUAAAGCUGCCGUCUACUCCGUCUUCACUCAGUUUUAUUUCAGGCUUUUGGUGAAAUAGGUGCGUACACCAGCAAGGCAUCAUUUAAUCUCCUCAACAGAUGUUGAUGAAAGAAAUUAGUUUUGGGCUUUUUUUUUUUUUUUUUCCCUUUCUCCUCGGUAGCACACACAUAUCUUUCAGUGCUUUCACCUCUCGUGCACACCCACACAUAGUUUGCACAAGCGACAAAGCAGACGGGAGACAACCGCACAUGUGAACAAAUGAACACAAAGGCAAUGGAAUAAUUGCUUCAAGUCUUCCACGUUGCGGCAGGAGUGUUUCCUCUCAGACUCCACGAUUCACUAAAUAUCUCAUGUAAGCAUUGUUAGAAAACUGUCUGCCAACAAACGGUUAAUCCUCCCUUUACACGGUAUUGUAAUAUUUUGAGUUUAUGUGCAGUUCUUGAAUUUUUAUGCUAUUCAGUUCAUUUUUUCUUUCUUUUACUUCAGCCUUUUUUUUUAUUCCCGAGAACUCAUUGAAUUUGACAAGACACAAUAGAAAGAAUUUGACUUCAACUUAUGCAGAGUGCGCCUGUCUCUCUCUGCUGCUGUUCAAAGUGACUUGCAUAAAGCCUUUCAGGACCGAGCAACGGGCAACUGACUCUCUUAAAGCACUCUCUCUCUCUCUAUCUUUUUAUUUUUUUUCUACAUUUCACCCUUUUAAAACGGAGUUAUGUAGUGUAAUGGCGUGGGUUAUUGUCAUGGCGUAGCGCAAUAAUGGAGUGAUACUUUUCAAUUUCUUUGAUAUUUUAAUGCAAGGUGAGGCUGGUAUAUCCGAGUGGCAGACUACUUCACACUUUGCCGCGGUCUGUGUGAAGAAAGGCAAUUAUUAUGUUUUGGCAAUUUUAUUCAAACCCAUCAGCAAAAACCAAGACCCUGCUAUUAUCGAAAUCUACUAAUUGAGGCUGAAUUGGCAGAGGUCAUUUCUGAAAGCUGAGCUGUGACAAACCCGCAGCUCAGCACUGUCUCAUAAGCAAGCUUUAGCAGGGCUUUGAGUGGCAGGUUUGAUUUUAUUAGCAGUCAUCUAAAGUCAGUAAAAUGAACAUACACUCCAUAUAAGCAUAACUUCAUUGUGAUUUCAUUAACUGUUUUAGUGGAUUGAAGAGAGUAGCUCUGGGUGGGGCAAGAAAAACCUAGGGGUCACAGAAAUGCUUUUUCUCAGUAUGACUUCUGCUUUUUAAAUUUUGAGCUGAAUUCAUGAUGAAAUGAGGUAAAAGGUAGGGUGAAGCGUAGUUACACAUUUUGUGAAGGAACCCCUAGAAACUAUAUUUUUUGUGACACUGGGGAGGGUUUCUCUGUCACAUUUUUAAAAGCACUGGUUUAUUUCACGAGACUAAUCUUUUCUAAGACUCUGACUUCUAUAGCAUAUUGUGCAUGUCAAGUUUUUCUCCCGAGAUGCCAGCAGUCAAGGCGCCGCGACAUCCGACAUACAUGCCGUUAAUAACAACCACUACAGAGUAUUUCUCCGUGCACCGAGCCUAUUCACGAACGCCGCGCUCUGCAGACAACCUCUGCUGCGCGGUCCCUUUGAAGAGUUUCAUAACCGGUAAAUGGGAACGUUAUCUGAGAUGCUGCUCCUGAUAGUGACCCAGCUGCAAGCUGAGAGCCCUGUUUGGAAAAUACAGGGGUUCAGAUAACGCGAUCUGAUUGUGCGUGUUUGUGUUUAAGGAACAUGAAAUACAGCCGAGGAGCAAAGUUGCAAGCGUCAUACUGCGUGUACGUGUGUGCACACACGCUGCAGAUUAUUACAGCUUAAUGUGAUGUGAUGUGUUGUUAUUUGUGGACUGCGCUUUGCUCACAAAUAUUCCUGUCUAUGAUGGUUAUUGUAUGGUAAUGUACCGGCACAGGCCGUGAGGAAUGACUACCUGGAGCGGUUCUGUCAUCUAGCGUUUGCUUUUUUUUUUAAUAUAAUUAAAGUAGGCUUGAGUGUGGAUGCGUGCUCCUGUGUGUGUGUGUGUGUUUGUGUGUGUGAGUGUGUGUCCCUCUGUAUGUGUCCGUGCGGCUCAUCCGCAGUGCCAUGUGAUUAAUGACUCCGGGGGUGAGUGAGCACUGGCGGUCAGCCCCUCCUGGUUAUUCUGAGAUGACCUAGUGUGAGCGGGCCGUAGUGGACACAAAGCCUCAGGUGAUCUCGAAAUCCUUGGCCAUUCUCUCACCUGUGCAUCAUCGCCAGCGCUGCAGGAAUAUUUUCACUCGCUGAGAGCGCGGAGUGCAGUUUCUACACAAGGACACACAUUUAAUCGCAGGGAAAGGACACUCGCUGUUUGCUUCGGCUCUUUCUCCGUCUGGCUGGAAAUCGGCCCUUCGAAAGGCCGCGGUUUUUCUCCGAGAGGCCAAAAGUCUUACAGUAAUCAUACUUGUGUAACAUAUUGCCACAUUGCAGAUUUACAAGGUGUACAUCUUCAUAUUUUAAUGUCAAAUACCGGCUGUUGUUGCAUUGUAUGCCUGAGGUUUAUUCAUGCAUUUAGCAAAUUGCCCCUUUUUUUUUUGGUUUAAUCUAUAUGUCAAGUCUUUUUUGUAGAUCCCAGCCACGGUCUCCAGGGU